AUGGCAAAUACAUCCUUAUAUUCCACCCGAAGAAAAUAUCGUUGCAGUCGCAAGGAGAAGGUCGUCUUCCUCAAGACACACAAGACUGCAAGCAGCACCGCUUCAGCUAUCAUCGAACGCUACGGCUUCAAUAGAAACUUGACCUUUGCAGUAUCAAAUGCAGCCCUAAAGUUCUACCACGCCCCUUUGUUCUCACGUGGUAUGGUUCGCGAAGCUUCUGACUCAGCCAUUGGUUGGAAGAAAGCCGAUGGCUAUCAUAUGAUAACCAAUCAUGCACGGUUCAACAAAGCCGAGAUGGAUGAUGUCGUACACAACGCAACAUACAUUACAAUCGUUCGCAACCCGGUCGACCAAUUAGAAUCCGCAUUUGGAUACUUCAAUCUCGGUAAAGGUAUGGGUUUAAAGACAAAUAAUCAUUUGGAAGAAUUCAUGCAAGAUCCAGAGAAAUACUUUGGUUCCGUGAAGAGAGGGUAUUGGCAGUUUGCGAAGAACAACCAGCUCUUCGAUUUGGGUCUUGAACAUGCAUACCAUGAUGAUGAAGAUGCAGUCGCUGAAACCAUUCAUAAACUCGACAACGAUUUUGAUCUUGUCAUGGUCAGUGAGUACUUUGACGAAUCUAUGAUUCUUAUGCGUCGAUUGCUAUGUUGGGAAAUUGAAGAUGUUAUCUAUAUCUCAAAAGGUAUACGAAGCCCAAGUCAUCGUUUACAGAUGACUAGCAAUUUGCAAGACAAGAUCAAAGUAUGGAACAAGGCAGAUAUGCAAUUAUAUCAGCAUUUCAACAAAACGUUAUGGAGAAAGAUUGAAGAAUAUGGACCAAAUUUUCAGCAUGAUUUAGAUUAUUACAGAACAAGACUUGGUGAGGUUGCAGAAGAAUGCAUUGACUUCAGCCGAAAAGGUAGUAAGGAUGUACGAGAGGUGAAGUACAUUCUAAAAGAGGGCGCUCCACAGUUUUGCCAGGAACUUCUGUGGGGAGACGUAGAAUAUACUAGAUUCAUUCAACGUCGGAUGUGGGAUAGGGGUAUACUUUUGCCAAACCCGAAAGUACGGGGAUGAUGGCGUUUCUUUCGAGAGUCUUCAUUAGCCUACAAAUAAUCUAUGUAAGAGUAUUUCCCUAAUGAAGAACUUUGCUGAGAGAAAAAGAUGCAUGGGUGUUAUCUUGAUCACAUCCAGACAUUCCUAAUUAUUUCAAAUCAAUUCUUUCGUAAUGUUUUCUACCCAGCGUCGUUGUGCAAUGUCCAUGAGAACAACUCUUCGUAUAUACAUUUGGUGCAUUUAUUUAUCAUUUUUUAAAUGCUAUUGGUAACAUUGAUAUUUGUUCGGUCGAAUUAUUAUUCAUGAUAUAGUCGUCGGAUGUUGUGCGUUUGUUAUGUUUAAUAUCAAAGCCACAGAAGUUAAAUUGAUUUGAAAUGCAGCUUUAUUCUUCUGCUGGGUUUGACACCAACAAUUAUGUAUGUUUUAAAUUUUUAAAUUCAUGUUUUUACAGACCUGUUUAUACAAUGGUUUCCGAUGUCAAUAUUCUAGUGCAUUAUGUUAUUUAUCUUUUUAGCAAUAAACAUACGCCUUUCUAUUCCCAAAGGUCCGCUACUCAUAAUAAAGUGAAAUGAGGUUACUAUUUAUGGAAGUCAUGCUGGCCAUUAUGAUCCGUAAUUCAUAAUGUGAGUGAUGAUUUCAAUUUAGGAGGAUCCUUAAAGAUGGCUAAUCAAAAUCGGAGAAAGGUUCGUUCUGGGAGAAAACUAUAGACACAGUCCAAGAAGAGGGCUACUAAGUCUGAUAAGAUGUCUUGAUUGAAUAUUGAUCCUUUCAUUUAAUCACUAGCGACCCCUUCUUCGAUUGUGACUUGCGAUUUUUGUUUCGAUGAAGGACCUUCUAACUUGAUGAAUAUUGAUGAAUAAUGAUCCUUUCCCAAUAUGAUUAUUGGAGAUCAUAAUGAUUAACAAACCCUUUCUCUUGAAAAAAAAGAAAAGAUAACGACCGUUACGAAUUGUUAGCCUCUUCAUUUUUUUUGUAGACAGUGAUAGUUGUGUUUAUUUUAUAUACGGUUAGCUUUCUCAUUUUCCGAAAUAAAUUCCCCCAAAAGUUCAUGUUACUCGA
Messenger RNA from Lytechinus pictus (painted urchin), 2091 nucleotides. Its product is annotated as galactosylceramide sulfotransferase-like. Gene Ontology annotation, cellular component: membrane. Gene Ontology annotation, molecular function: galactosylceramide sulfotransferase activity. NCBI's taxonomy places the organism in Eukaryota, Metazoa, Echinodermata, Echinoidea, Temnopleuroida, Toxopneustidae. The record is from RefSeq and is a predicted model, not a curated record. The coding region runs from base 1 to 1053 and encodes 350 amino acids. The transcript is spliced from 3 exons. Gene Ontology annotation, biological process: glycolipid biosynthetic process.